CGAGGCUCGGAAACGAGAGAGAGAGAGAGAGAGAGAGAAAAUCAGCUGAGCGCCAAAACACGCACACCUGACGUUCUCGAGCAAGGAACGUUUCUCUAUAACAUCCUUGUUUUUCAGUGACCGUAACCGUGCUGUAUUGUGGCCCCUUCGCUCUCAGGAACCUUCCUUGCCACGAUGGCAGAUGGAUUGCUGUCACUGUCAUGGAAAAACCACAUGUCCACCUUUUCCCACAUGCUGUCAGUUGUUCGGGAUGUGGCGAGGUAUACAGACGUGACAAUAGCUUGUGAUGGAAAAUUUUAUCCAGCUCAUAAACUGGUGUUAUCAACUUGCAGUGACUAUUUUCUAAAGAUGUUUGAAAUUACUUCAUGUAAACACCCAGUGAUUGUUAUCAGGGAUGUGAAGUGUAAGAACAUGGAAGCAUUGCUGAGUUACAUGUACGCUGGUGUUGUGAAUGUAAGUCAGAGUGACCUGCCACAGCUCAUCAAAGCUGCUGAGAUGCUGGAAAUCAAAGGUUUGGCUGUGGCUGAUGAUCCUCCCAGUGACAGCAAAAGACCAGCUCAGACCAGAGACACCCCUGUGGACCACAGCAGCCCAAAUCCAAAACGACCAAGACAAGAUGAAAAGAGGCUGUCAAAUCGGGCGGAAACACUCAAUGUUAAUUCUCCUGCUCCACCUCAAUCAUCUCCAUUAAGGAAAGAUGACAAUCUGGAUGAGCAAACGAAUGCCCAUAAUGUUUAUGAAAAAGUGAAUCAGAAGCAAACCCAGAGUGAACUUAGGCAAGACAGAAAAGACUCAAGUUGCAACAGAUCUGAGCAGCUGGACAGUAAACAUGGUUUGGACCACUUGACCCUUCCAAGAGGAAAUGAAAAUGAGGUGGCAAGUGGGAGUGUUAUCAAAGAGGAGAAAAUUGAGUUGGAAAAUGAAAAGGAGACAGCAGAUAUAGGGUAUGAAUAUGAUUGUUUGAUGACCGACCUUAUUGGGGAUGGAGGAGGAGACACCAAAGAACACGGUGCAUCAAUGGAACCUUUCAACCACUCCUUGAAUGAAGAGUCAUUCAGUGCUGAGGCAGGACCUUCUGGAUUGCAAGUGUGGCCUGCCCUUGGUGAAGGUGUAGAAUCAGCUAGUCAGGGCUACACUGGAGGCCUACCCAUAGGAAAUCCACCCAGGGCAACAGCCACUUCAAAUGGAACAUAUGGUGAGGAAAGUUACUGAUGAUGAGCAAACUGUGAAAGGACAAGUCUUGGGAGAAAUGAACAACUUUGCAACUCCAUACAAGAGAUAUCACUGUUCUUUCUGUGAAUAUACAACAAAUAAUGCUACCUGUCACAAGCGGCACUUGCGCACUCACACUGGUGAGAAGCCAUUCCACUGCCCGUACUGCCCAGUGAAGUGUACUCGCAAAGCCACACUGCUCACCCACAUACAGUGUCACACAGGGGAGACACCUCUUAUGUGUUCACAUUGCUCUUAUGUUUCAAGGCAAAAAAGUAAUCUUAAUAGGCACAUUAAAAGAUACCAUAGAAAUUUAUGAAAUGGGCCAGUUUAUUAUGAUAAGUAACACUUGUGUUCAGAUUGAAGAUCCUGUGAAACACUAUAACCACUUCAGUGUAUCAGCAUAGUAAUUUUAUGACUUUGAUGUAUGGGUAUAUACUGAAAGUAUUUUCAUAGCUUUUCCUCACAGAAUUUCAUUGCAAAAGAUAUGUAAUAGUAAUAUUUCUUCCUUAAAACAAUAAUGUUCCCUCACUAUUUUUAGUUUGACUCCUUGUGUCUUAAUUCUCAGAACCUGUUAUUGAUAGAUAUAGUUAAUGAUCAUUUAAUUGACAUGUUGCUGAAGUAGUUACCUAAUGGUGACAUAAAGGUUCGGCUAUUUUUUUUUUUUUUUUUUUUUUUAAGUUUGCAGACAUACAAAUUACUGGAAUAAAAUUACUCUCUCUUUUAUAUCCUAUUUGGGAAAGUACGUCAUUCUGUUGAACAUUUCAUAAGAAGCAGCAUAUUUUUUUAUUCAUGAUUAGUGUAUGAUUUGACUUUUGUGUAUUAUAGAGUCUAGCCGAGGACAUAAAAAAGGUAAAUAAAUAAAUGCGUACUGGGCCACUCCCUAAAAGAAACAACUGGAGAAUAAUCUAUAAUCUGUACAGGGCAACUUGAUCAGUUAUUUCAACUCCUAGCCACUAAUAUCUUUCAAACAGUAGUCCUGUGUAUCUAACCUGAAUAGAUUAUCAGAUUUGUCAGUCAGUGACAGUCUCAGAACACAGCAGGAAAAGCUUAUACAUGUGUAUCAAAAGAGUGAUCCAACAGUGACUAGUAAGAAGAAACAGAAUUCAUAGUAAAACAGGUGGUGUUUAUGCCUAGCUGAUUUUGUGAUAGCCCACAUGUCUGUAUAUUUAAUUAUGAUAAUGGUAUUUGUGGAAAUCCUGCAGAAAUACCACAGCAAAAGUCUUAACUAUUUCUAUUCAUCCAGAUCAACCAACCAUGCUCCUGUUCUCACCUUCAUUCAUAUAUAUUCUAUAUCUUAAAGUUGUCUUACCAUUUUACAUAAUAUCAAAAGUUAUGAGACUAGGCCUACAGUAUUGGCAAAAACAUCUGAAUGAUCAAAAGUUAUGAGACUAGGCCUACAGUAUUGGCAAAAACAUCUGAAUGCCAGAAUAUUUUGCUAUUUGCUAAAGGAUUCUAAUUCUAUGUGCAUCUUCCCCAUACUAUUAUGUGAGCAUUUAGUUUACCAGCAUGUGGCAUCUGCUCGUCCUUGGUGAUUGCAUGAGGAGAGCAUAGAAUAACUGCCAGUGCUGCUUUGACUGACAAAGGAGAAGGUCAUUAAUUACUCACCAUUUCAUUAUGCUUAUAUUUGUAAUAAAGCUUGUUAUUGAUUAUUUGACCACAUGUGAGUAAAGAUGGUGGUACAAACUUUUCUAGAGAGGAAAGAGCAUAGACUAUUGCAUGGAGACAAGAAAAUCUAUUUAUUACUGAAAUUGCUAGAUUAAUGAAGUGGAUAAAAUCCCCCAUCCAUGCCACCCUGGUCACUGCUGAGGGACUGCCUCCUGAUGCUAUUCACAUUGUAAAUCUGGUUCUGGAUGGCCUAGGAAGAUGACAGAACUACUGACAAACUAGUGAAAAGAGAAGUUUUAGUGUGGCAGUAGGUGAUGGCGGUCUGUUUACUUAAAACAAGGAAACCAAUGAAUACUAUGGGGUAUAAACAAGUUUUGGGAGAUGUUUUGUUGCCUUGUUACCAGUUGCAUGAUGCAACCAGUUGGAUGCAGUUGUACUUCAUGCAGGAGAGUGCACUGUGCCACUGUGCAAAAUCUGUGACAGGGUGGUUCUCUGAAAACAUAAUCCAGCUGCUGGAUUGGCCAGGAAACUUCCCUGACUUGAAUCCAAUAGAAGUGAAGCUUAAUGACUGUGACACUUCAUCUAUAUAGAAAUUAAAAACUGCAGUUUUGCCAUUGCAGGAAAGUGACUUAACACCAGAAUACUUCUAAAGAUUUACUCAUUCCAUGUCAAACAGGAACACAGCAAGUAUUGAAACACAGCAAGUAUUAACAUCAGUCAGAGAAGGAAUUAAUAUCAGUCCUGCUGGUUGUGUUCUAGAAAAAUAAAAGGUAAAUAGCAACAUUCAUAUUUUUUUUUGCCAACAUUUUAUUUACAAGAAAAUACUUGACUUAAUUUUAGGCACAAUCCCCAUCAAAAUAUUCCUCUUGAAUCGUGAUAUAGUCCUUAUCAUGUUUCUAUAGUAUAUAUGUGUCAGAAAUGUUAUUUUGGGUUAUAUAUAGUUAAAUAACAUCAGACUUUACCGUUGACCCAAGUGUAUUGGAUGACAGUAAUUAUUGCAUUCACCAGGUAGUGGGUUAGUGUACCAUCAGGCCAUCAUACACAUUACAUGGGAUGUGCAUUGGAUCCUCCUUGAAUGCUUUGUGUUCCAAAUUUUGGUAUUCUUGAAUAUUUCUUUUUAGUGGAUCUGAUUCUUGUCUCCACUCCAGCAGUGUUCUUCAUAAUUAUGAUGAUUAUAUAUCUGUUUGUUUGUGUGAGGAAGUGUGUAAUAUGGAAUGCAUUUCCUAUAUAACAGUAUAAGCUUAUAAGCUUUGUAGUACAGUACAUAUUACUAUAUUUAUUUACUGUAUAUUCAAAAAGUAGAAUUUUUAUUGUUGUGCUACCUCUGAGGAGAUACGGAAAGGAAUCAAACAAAAGCAUAUGCACACAGAAAUUUUAUAUUUAAUAUAAAGAUUAUAGUGUAAAAAGCGGAAAAUUGUAGGCAUGCAGUAAGAUGAAAUAAUAAUUGUAUAGCAAUGGUUUAGAUUUGAUUUAUUAUUGAAUGGUAUUAUAUCAUAACAUCUUUCAAAGUAAAAAGGCAGGUUCUGCUUUAGAGGAAAAAUAUUAAAAUAACCAACAGUAUAGUGUAAAGUUCUGAUAGCAUUCUAUUUUUUUACUGAAAUGAAAAAUAUAUUUAAAAAAUCCUUUUAGUAUGUGUAAAGACUUAUUAUAGAUUUGAAACACCAAAAACAAAAACAUAAAAAAAUGUACUUAUAUUCACAAUUCACACAUCUUGUACAUCUUUAUGUAAUGAGCAAAAAAUAAAUGCUAAAUUUGCAUGACUUUUCCAUGUUUGUUUCAAUUUUCUUUUAAAGUACAGGAGUAAUUGCAAUGUUUCUUUGUGUAAUACAAUACUGUGUAUGUUUCUGAGGCCUUCUGCAUGGGAGGCUAAGAUGGGCAUUGCCUACAGGUGGGGUCUGAAAGUGAGUGCCGGUGGGUGGCACGAGGCAUGGCUCAAGGACCGGCAUUCAGCUUCAGUUCCAGGAGCAGCAAGAAGCACCACCUCAGGAAGGUUCACCAGUGUCCAUUUUGUAGCUAUGCCACAGGUUUUCAUCACAAUCUGACCAAGCAUGUGAGGACUCACACGGGAGAGAAGCCCUAUGUGUGCACUCGGUGUCCGUUCCGGGCCAAUCAAAACAGCAGUCUCAAGAGGCACAUGCAUAAAAUACACAAUGAAGGUAAGUCUUUGUAUUCAGUUUAUGACAGUGGUGUACUCUCCUACUAUCCUGUGCUAGUAUUCUUUAUAAUUUAUGUAGGCCUUUAGCAGAACAAUAAGAUGUGGGAAGGUACUUACAUGCCACAUCCUGAAAUAGGGAAAAAUAUGUUCAAAGCUCAUCAUAACUAUAUUAUCUGGGUCUUUCUGUACAGUAGGUUAACACAAGACAAACACACAAGUAAAUUUCUCUCUCUCUCUCUCUCUCUCUCUCUCUCUCUCUCUCUCUCUCUCUCUCUCUCUCUCUCUCUCUCUCUCUCUGUGUGUGUGUGUGUGCGUCGUGUUUUUUGUCUGUCAUUUACAUAGUCAUUUAGUAAUAUUUUAUUCUGUGAUUUUUGUCAUCCCAAAAUUACUUUGCUAAUUCUAAAGUAUUUAAAUCUAUUAAAAUUGGAAUAAUAGUAAGGUGAGAUUUUUUUUCCCAGCAGCUUGUGGUCAAGACAGAAUACAAGUGAGAGUGCAAGUAGUGCCUCAAGUGUAGCGGCAGCAGGGCGUUGCUCAGCUCAUCUUGCCACUCUGUUGUUGCAGCUGAACUGUGCAGAAUUUUUGUAAAUCUAAGUGACUUUGUUAACUUGUUGUAAAGUAUGUAUUUAUAUUUAUAGAAAUACUGCAGAGGUUAUCUUCAUGCAUGCUAAACCUUGCAUUCCAAGUGCAAAAGACAAAUUGAUGUUCAAAUAUAGAGCAGUGAGUACAUGGAAAAAUAAA
Scylla paramamosain (green mud crab) is the source of this 5713-nucleotide messenger RNA. Its product is annotated as protein abrupt-like. The transcript is spliced from 6 exons. The coding region runs from base 175 to 1212 and encodes 345 amino acids. Gene Ontology annotation, cellular component: nucleus. NCBI's taxonomy places the organism in Eukaryota, Metazoa, Arthropoda, Malacostraca, Decapoda, Portunidae. Gene Ontology annotation, biological process: regulation of transcription by RNA polymerase II. Gene Ontology annotation, molecular function: protein binding. The record is from RefSeq and is a predicted model, not a curated record.